ACCGGCUGACUCUGAAAGAGAUUGGCAGUGUGAGCGCACGGCGCCCGAAGGGAGGGUGGCAGUGUCAGUGGCGUUCGAAGAACAGCCCCGGAGGUUGAGGUUAACGAAUCCGGACGAAGUUGCGACAGCUCUAGUCUUCCCUUGGAAUCACGUGUGCUGUCUGUGUACGUGAUUGCCGACGCGGUAUCCAUCCAGAUCAGGUCUUCAUCAUAUCUCCAGCUGUGAGGAUGCCUUCGUGUGAUAAGUUCACCCAGUUUCCCGCUGGCGCCGAUGAGGAAAGGCUAGAUUUAGUGGACGAAGAGGAGCAGCCAUUGCCGAAAAAGUUCAAGUCCUCCGGAUGUCACGCAGUGAAAAGUAGCAGAAAACGUGGGUUUGAGAUAGGGAAAUUCUUCGAGACUGACUACUACUUCGAAUGCGGCUUGAGGAAAGUCUAUCCUUAUUUCUUCACUUUCACAUCGCACGCUAAAGGUCGCUGGGUCGGUAGAACUAUGCGGGAUGUAUUUGCAAAAGAAUUUCGUCUACUUUCGCCGGAACUCUAUGAAAAGCAGGCUGCAUUGGGGAGAACAAUGGUCAAUUACAAGAAGGUAGACCUGGACUACACCAUCCAAAACAACGACAUUAUAUCAAAUUUGGUUCAUAGGCACGAGAUGCCCGUGACCGACAAACCCCUCAAGAUUGUCCACAGUGAUGACGAUGUACUGGUGUUGGACAAGCCGAGCUCAAUACCCAUUCACCCAGUAGGUCGUUACCGGCAUAAUACGGUGCUGUGGAUUCUUGCGCGAGAUUAUGGUAUGAGCGGCCUUCACACGGUGCACCGACUUGACCGACUUACCAGCGGCGUUCUGAUUUUCGCACGGAAACUUGAAACGGCGCGCAUGCUUGAAGACCAAAUGCGGAGUCGUGAACUCAAGAAGGAGUACUUAUGCAAAGUCGUCGGAAAAUUUCCGUCAAAUGUGGUUUGCGAUAAAGCCAUCAAGACCAUCUCCCACAAAAUUGGACUUUGCCGAGUUGCUGACGAUGGGAAGAAGUGUGAAACGGAAUUUCAGAGAUUGACUCAUGACCCUGAGACCGAGACUUCUAUUGUUUUGUGCAAACCGAAAACAGGGAGAAUGCAUCAAAUUCGUGUUCAUCUUCAAUUUCUCGGACAUCCAAUAGUGAAUGACCCAUUGUAUAAUUGUUCAUCGUUCGGACCGAAAAUUGGAGCGAAUGGGGAUUUUGGUGGCGUCACAGAUGAUGAACUUAUCGACAAGUUAAUCCACAAGCAUAAUGCUGAGAACUGGCUGAUCGAUGAGGAACACCCGAUAAAUGACAUUCAGGAAGACAAUAUUUGUUUCGCAUCGCGUGGUGUGCAAACUUCAGAGGCGAUCGAAGAUGUCAGCCGGGACUUCGUCCUUGACAAAAUGAGCUGUGAUCCAUUCUGUUUGGAAUGCAAGCGGAAGUACAAGGAUCCUACUGAGGAAGAACUUUCCAUGUGCUUGCAUGCCUUACGAUACCAGCACGGCUCCAGUAGCGCUGCUGACAUGUCUGAUGAAUCACCUGCGGUGAUUGCCGUGUCCGGAGACGGAAUGGAUUCCGUUGAAACCCUCGAACACACAGACGAAGCUGGUCAGAAUUGUUCGGAAGAGAAGCCCGCAUUGGUUGAGCAGCUAACGAGCCCGGUGUCCGUUGAAGAUGACUUGCAUGUUGCUAAUGCGAGUGGAUUACAGGUGGAAAACCCUGAAAGCCAGUUGGAAUCCAGCGAAAUACCGCAUUUACAGGAUAAAGACGUCGUGGAGAAAAAUGCGGAACCCGAUAGUCUACCGUCACUCGCAGCUGCUCCAAGUUCGAAUGAAGAGCCAGAAGGGUCUGUUUCUUCAGCCAAUGAAGAGCCAGAAGAGUCUGUUUCUUUAGUCAGACCUCCCGAAAUUUCGUCGGAGAAAUGUUCCGAAGAUAUUGUUGACGAAGAAGUACCCGGAAUUCACAAUCAAGUUCUGCCUCCUGCAGACUCAGGAAAUGCUCCAUCCGCUGAUGCUGAAGUUUCUUGUGAGCAUGACGUGCCGUGUGCUUCAGAAGCCAGCACGCCGUCGUCAUUUUCUCGGGAUGCCGACUCAAAGGGUGAAGAUGAACUAGCUUCCUUGGAUGAGAAACCGGUUGCUUUGGAGGGAACGGAUGUCUUGAUGCAGGAAAUCGCCGUUGACGUCGAGCAAUCUGAUAAGGAGGCAAUGAACGCUGGCUCUGCAAGUCCUGCUGUUAGUGUCCAGAGCGCUGAAGAGCUCGUAAAAGCGGACGACAUGACACCAGCAUUGAAGUUCGCUGUGCUCGUUGGGCUGGUCGACGUAGGAAAUGUCAGCAACAAGGAAGUUGUUUCCACAGUUCAGCAUCUAGCCGAAAUGUGGAGUGUGUUCAUUGCUAUGCUGCGGAAGUCGAUACGAAACCUACAGGCCUGCGCAGACGUCGGUCUGAUCGCCAAAGUCCUGAAUCGGCUCGGCAGUGCUGACCCAGUUGUUGCGGACCUCUUGAUUGAGUUACUUGGUGUCCUGGCAUCGUAUUCCGUGACUGUUUGGGAAUUGAAAUCCAUCUUAGCGUCCAUGAAAGGGGUUGGUGGGCGAUGGCCUCGACAUUCAGCAAAAUUAUUGAAUGUGCUGCAUCAAAUGCCACAGCGCACCGGACCCGACCAGUUCUUCUCUUUUCCCGGAAAGCAAGGCUCAGCUUUGUUGAUUCCCCCGAUGGCGAAGUGGCCUUACGAAAAUGGGUUUACUUUCAGCACCUGUUUUCGACUUGAUCCAAUAAAUGCUGUCAACAUCGAGCGCGAAAGGCCUUAUCUGUACUGUUUCAGAACGUCGAAGGGUACAGGAUACUCGGCGCACUUCGUUGGGAAUUGUCUUGUUCUGACCUCCAUGAAGGUGAAAGGCAAAGGCUAUCAGCACUGCAUAAAGUAUGAAUUUCAGCCACGGAAGUGGUAUACCCUGGCUGUCGUGUACAUUUACAACCGAUGGAGCAAGAGUGAAAUCAAGGUGUACGUGAACGGGCAGCUUGCAUCGUCCACAGAAAUGACAUGGCUAGUAUCGACAAAUGAAGCUUUCGAAAAGUGUUAUAUUGGGGCGUCCGCUGAACUGGACGAAGAAAGAGUGUUCUGUGGACAAAUGGCUGCUGUUUAUUUAUUCAGUGAGGCCCUGACCGCCCACCAAGUUUGUGCCAUGCACCGACUUGGCCCCAGCUACAAGAGCCAGUUCAGAUUUGAAAACGAAAGCUUGGUUCAGCUGCCGGAAAACCACAAGCGUGUUUUGUAUGACGGGAAAAUGUCAAACUGCAUUGUGUUCAUGUAUUCGCCAGUAGCAACAGACAGUCAGCUUUGUUUGCAAUCAGCACCCAAAGGAAACGCUUCUUACUUCGUGCAUACGGCCCAUGCGCUCAUGCUGCAGGAUGUGAAAGCAGUCGUUACCCAAUCCAUACAUUCCACGCUCACUUCAGUCGGUGGUGUCCAGGUUCUGUUUCCACUUUUCUCUCAGUUCCACUUACCGACAACUGCGGAAGGUGGUCAAGAAGACGCAAAAGCCAUUGCGUCAUCUGCAGUUGACAAGAGUCCAGAAGCCGGUGAUCCUCAAAUGUGUGCCACGCUUUUAGCAUUCUUGUGUGACCUGAUCGAAAGCUGUCCAGAAGUGCAGCACCAAAUGGUAACCUCAAGAGGAUUCCUUGUGAUCGCCUGGCUGUUGUUGCAACAGCAAAAACGACACCUGAAUAAGCGAGCAGCUGCUUUGAAAGCUGCUCAACAUCAACAACAGCAACCGCAACCCUCCAAUGAUUCGAAUAAAGAAACGAAAAGCAGCCAACCGGAUGACGUCAAGAAGGCAGAGUCACUUUCAUCUGUGGAUGUGGCCGUGAACAAGCAGGAGCAUUUGCUGUCAAUGCCCGUGUUAUCAUCUUUCCUGAGACUGACGAAGUUCCUGGUGACGUGUCCCCACAGCACUGCCGAGCCUUUGCUGAAACAGCUGCUGGAUCAUAUUCUUUUCAACCCUGCCCUGUGGAUUUAUAGCCCUGUCCCUGUCCAGCUCCGACUGUAUUCCUACCUUGCGACUGAGUUUCUCUCAGAUACCCAGAUUGCAUACCAGGGCAGCAUGAGAAGGGUUUCAACAGUAUUGCAAACUCUGCACACUCUGAAGUAUUACUAUUGGGUAGUGGAUCCGAGACCCAGGUCAAAUAUCAGCCCGCGUGGAAUAGAUGGACCAAGGCCCAGCAGGAGUGACAUUCUUUCAAUAAGAGCGUACAUUUUGCUCUUCGUGAAGCAGUUAAUUUUGGCUGGUAGUGGAGUGAGCAAAGAGGAUGAGUUGCAAGCGCUGCUCAACUAUUUAACCACGAUGCAUGAGGAUGAAAAUUUGCACGAUGUACUUCAGCUGCUGAUCGCGCUCAUGUCAGAACACCCGUCCACUUUGGUCCCAGCAUUUGAUGCCAAAGGUGGUGUGCGCACCAUUUUCAAAUUACUCGAGUCAGAAACGGAACUCGUGAGGCUCCAGGCGUUGAAGCUGCUUGGCUUUUUCCUCAGCAGAUCUACCCACAAGCGAAAGUAUGAUGUGAUGAAUCCACACAAUUUAUAUACGUUGCUGGCUGAACAACUGCUGCAUGUUAUGCCCCAUGAUGGUGUGCUCAACAUGGCCACGUACAACGCUUUGUAUGAGAUUUUGACAGAGCAAGUACACCAGCAAGUGGCAUUCGCCAGGCAUGCAGAGCCGGAGUCGCAUUUUAAAUUUGAGAAUCCAAUGAUUUUGAAGGUUGUGGCCACCUUGAUCCGGAGAUCGAAAGAAACUAGUUCGUUGCUGGAAGUGAAGAGAUUAUUUUUGUCAGAUAUGACAAUGCUGUGCAAUAGCAACCGGGACAACCGCCGGACUGUUCUGCAAAUGUCGGUUUGGCAGGAAUGGCUCAUAGCAAUGGCGUACAUCCACCCGAAAAAUGACGAGCAGCGCAAAAUCUCAGACAUGGUGUAUUCCUUAUUCCGCAUGUUGCUCCAUCACGCACUGAAAUAUGAAUAUGGUGGUUGGCGCGUGUGGGUUGACACACUCGCGAUUGUCCACGCAAAGGUUGCUCAAGAAGAAUUCAAGCUUCAGUACACCGAAAUGUACAGGAUGUACGAGAGCCGAAGAGCGGAUAACAUCACAGAUCCUGCUGUAAGACAGAAGAGACCCAUCUCCACCAUUUGUGGUUGGGAACAAGGAUACCAAGAUUCUGACAAACAGACCCUGCAGGAGCCCGACGUGACCAAACAAGGAAACACAGAGGCUCUGCCGAGUGCCAGGAAUGAGGAAGAACUAGAACGAGAAGAUGCCAAUGUACCUGAGGAAGACGAUGAACAGGAAGAAGAUCUUGAGGAAGAAUCAAGUAACAGCAAAACUGUCAGUGCUUCGAGAAGUCCUACGACCGAAGUUAUUAGCGACAGUGAAGCCAGGAUCCUUCCGGCAGGAGAUGAAGCGAAUGAAACUGACCUAGAUACAAACAAGGAGGAAUGCAUAGAGAAGAAGAUAGCUGUUUCAGUGAUAGGAGACUUCGGUGAUACUUUAAUUAAUGGUGGAGGUAUGCCAGCUACAGACGAGGAAUCCCAUCUGGUGCUUCAAAAUGGUGGUGGUGAUGAAGUUCACGCAACGAAGAUAGACAUAGAUGCCAGCAAGCCGAGGCAAGUAAGUCAAGGAACCCAAAUGGAUGAAGAGGAUAUUGGUGCUCCGAGGAAGAGGUACUCCUUACCUGCUACUCGCAGGAAAAGAAAUAAAGCCGCUCGAAGCAAGUCAUCAGCAAGUGCCUCUGACAGUGGGAAGCUGGAUUCUGAAAAAGGUGUAUCCGCUUCAUCUGCCUCAGCGUCAGCUGAAAGCAAUACGAGACAGAUGUUUUCUCCCGGUCCAUCACGUCCUCCGUUCCGAAUACCAGAGUUCCGGUGGUCCGUUAUUCAUCAGAGGCUGUUGAGUGAUGUGCUUUUUUCUCUGGAAUCUGAUAUCCAGGUGUGGCGCAGUUCGAGCAAGUCAAUCCUGGACUGCGUCAACAGCGGAGAAAACGCAAUUUUCGUCAUAAAUACUGUGCAUUUAAUUUCACAGUUGGUGGAUAAUUUGAUCAUUGGCUGCGGUGGACUUCUACCGCUGCUGGCCUCGGCGACUUCACCGAAUUGCGAGCUGGAUGUAGUAGAACCAGGGCAAGGCCUUCCGGUUGGUGUUGCGAUUGGGUUUUUGCACAGGCUUUUGUCCUUGGCCGACAUUCUGGUAUUCGCCUCCUCCCUGCACUUUGCUGAGCUCGAGCAAGAGAAACACAUGGCAGCUGGUGGCAUUCUAAGGCAGUGUUUGAGAACUGUUUGUACGGUAGCAGUUCGGAACUGCCUGGAAUGCCGGGAACGGCAUCGACUGGGACUUCUCGGUGAUGGAGCUCUGCCACCAUUGUCACCAACGACCGCAGCUGCAUUAGCUGUUGCAUCCGUUGGGAGUGCUGGCAACACCGGUGGAACUGAUGGUGGAAAUGUCGGUGUAAUGAACGGACAUAGCAUCGACGUUGACCCACGUUUCUCACAUAUUCAAGCCCUGAUCCGUGGUGUGCUUACAACGGUGGAGAACAUCGCUGAGCUUGGAGGGCAACAAGCAACUCCAGUGAAAGAUGCGAACAAGUUACUGCAGGAUAUGGACAUCAAUCGCCUUCGGGCAGUGCUUUAUCGUGAUGUGGAGGAGACGAAGCAGGCGCAAUUCUUGGCCCUGGCAAUUGUGUACUUCUUGUCAGUCCUGAUGGUUUCCAAGUACAGAGACAUCCUAGAACCUCCGUCGACCACUGCGAGCGGUAGCAUGGGACAGCAGCAGUCACAACCUAGGUCCUCAUCAGCCUGUGGAUCGUUAGACACAGUAACCCCUGAUGUUGCCGUCUCUGGUGGCAGCUGCCGACCGUCACAAACUGCUGCAGGUAAAGCGAGUGAUGCUUCUUAUGUGGACUUCAACGAGUCGUUUAGUUGCAUGUGGCCUGCGUCGGCAUGCGAAAGUUCAAUUGGGAUUAAUGGUGAAGCGGCGCGAGUGAGAAAACGGCGACCACCGCGUUACACAAUCCCGCCUAGCCUCAUGGAGGAAAAAGAUCCUUUCUUCUUUGGUCUUGAUCGACGACACGCUGCAGGAUUUCAGUUUCUUCCCAUUACCACACCGCAUGUGUCGUUCCUCAAGAGACAUUUCCCGAUAGUUGGUCCCACUGCGAUAUCAUACCUUCUCAACGACGCUUCGGCGGAGACCCGGACGAACGAAAAGAAUGCUGAGAUGUCGCGUAGGGCUAGUUAUGGUGGUCAGCAAGCUACCGAAGGCAAUAGAAAAGAACGCGAGAAAAUGAAUGUAAGAAGGAUGUCGCAUGCUUGUGUCGAUGAGGCCUCGACGCAGAAACGAAAAAACACAGUACUUCUGCCCGCCUGGGGUAUGCGAAACAAGUCUAGGGUAAUCAACAUUUCCGAUCAACAGUGUGUAUUUGUUGACUCCAGGCCAGUGAAGCUACAAGGGGACAGAGAGAUCGUCGAACGGGAUGAUGAGCAAGGAUCUGCGAUUUUGUCUGAGCAUGUGGGCGACGUGUCGCCUCUGGGCGUUGCGAGUGGCUCUAACCCUGACACAGACGCUUGUAUGCCUACUAACCCGGCCAUCGUGCAAGCUGUUACUGUAACUAAAUCCUCUUACGGUCAGAAGCUGGAUUCAGACGGUGGCUCGGUGAACAGUGCCAUCAUCGUUGCGCAGCAGCAGCAAAAAGAACAAAUUGAAAAUGGCCAGAACAUUGCGGAGGUUGAAGAUGAAGAGGAAGACGAAGAAGAAGAGGAAGACGACGAGGAUCGUCAGCGGCAAUUGCAGCGAAAUGGCGGAGAUGCGGAUCGAGAGGAUUGGUCUGAAGUCAGUUUGAACGAUGACUCCACUCCCACUGCGACAAAUGCUCCAGGAACAAUGAUGUCUGCGAGUGCGAACGCGAAUAAGCCGCCUGCCUCUAUUCCUGCUCGUCAGUCCAGAAAUGUUCAGCACCAGCCACCUCAACACAACAUGGCCGACCUGGUGCAACGUGAAGCCUCUUUGACCCAACAACUGGAAACUGCUCUUGGUCCAGUUUGCCCGCUUCUUAAAGAGAUAAUGGUGGAUUUUGCGCCUUUCUUGUCCAAGACCCUCGUUGGAUCACAUGGUCAGGAGCUGCUGAUGGAGGGCAAAGGACUGACCACUUUUAAAACUAGCCAGUCCGCUGUGGAGUUGGUGAUGUUGCUUUGCUCUCAGGAGUGGCAGAAUUCCCUGCAGAAACAUGCUGGCUUGGCCUUCAUUGAACUCAUUAAUGAGGGCAGGCUUUUGUCACAUGCAAUGAAAGAUCAUAUCGUCCGGGUUGCGAACGAGGCAGACUUCAUCUUGAAUCGGAUGCGAGCUGAUGAUGUUAUGAAGCACGUGGAAUUCGUGGGUCUUUGCGAGCAAUCCGCCGGAGAACGGAAAGACGAAGAGCGACUCUGCGAUCAUUUGAUAAGUGCAGCGCGGCGACGAGAUGCUAUGGCUGCUGGCAAGGGUCUCGAUCGUGUUCUGCAUUCAUUGACUUCACCGUUCGGUGCCUGGGGGCGUCGGGAUACGGAAGCGGCAGAGGCGGGUGUUCGUCAGCCAGCCAGCCGGGUUUACUGGAAACUAGACAUUUGGGAAGACGAUGCGAGGAGGAGAAAGCGGUUCGUUCCCAACCCGCUGGGCUCUUCGCACCCGGAGGCCACUCUGAUGGCUGCACUCGAACAUGGGGCUCCGCAAGACGCGAUUUUGCAGGCCCGUGAGGCGUUCCAUGCCCAACUGGCUGCCGCGCAGCAAAGGGCCAGUCGUUGCGGUGGAGCUGUCAUAGACCCUGCCCAACAACAACAGCAGCAGUCGAUGCAACAACAGCAGCAGACCUCGGCUGCGGCGGAACUCAUGCUGAUGGGUGACGAUUCGGGGGCGUCGGGUGACUACAUGCAGCACUUGGAUGAUCGGGACUUGGACGCAGAUAUUGCAGGCUCUGUCAAUCUGUCUGUUUCUGCUUCGCUGGUGGCGCCGGGGAUCAUCGUCCCAGGCACCUUUUCGGUGACCAAUACUGAAUUCUACUUUGAGGUGGACGAAGACGAUGUUCAGUUUAAGCAGCUGAACCAGCAGCAGCAACAGAAAUGCGCUGUGGAAAAAUAUGUCCGUGCCGGAGAAGCCGUGCAAAUUUUUUGCGCGGCGGAAGAAACACGGAUUCGAAUGCUGCGUAAGACGCCAGAUGUUGCUUGA
Notodromas monacha is the source of this 9215-nucleotide messenger RNA. NCBI's taxonomy places the organism in Eukaryota, Metazoa, Arthropoda, Ostracoda, Podocopida, Cyprididae. The record is from the annotation of a GenBank genome assembly.